Messenger RNA from Symbiodinium pilosum, 1779 nucleotides. NCBI's taxonomy places the organism in Eukaryota, Dinophyceae, Suessiales, Symbiodiniaceae. The record is from the annotation of a GenBank genome assembly.
AUGACACGAUCGCGGCGUGCACCAACCUGGCUUUUGCUCUGCUGCGCUCCCUUACUUCUGCGUUGGCUGGGCAGAUGUUGGCUUAGGUCAUCUUUCGUGAUUGGAGGUCCAAGAUGCACAAGAGACUCGCCCACAAGACCAGCGGUCGCACGAGAAGCAUCCAAAGAAGUCUGGGAUACAGCCUGGGAUUCACUUCUACCGGCUGGACCGGACGGGAGCCCCAUCAGCAAUCAAGAAUUGCUCCGGCUUGUGAAGGACAAGGUGGAUGAGACUUAUUUCGACGAGGACGGACUGCGGGAACUUCCGAGAGUGGAUGGCCUUCCACGCGGCAAGGGCUUCUUUGAGCAAAUGAAUGAUACGUUCUGGCUCAAAGGCCCAGUGGUUGUGGCACCUCUUGGGCCCCUCAGAACCAUAAGCGUCUCAGAUCCUGGCAUGAUUAAGCAAAUUCUUUCCGAGCGAGAACUUUACGGCAAGGGAUUUCUGGCAGCGGUUGGGCAAGACAUCUUUGGCAAGGCUCUGAUUACCGCGUCAGACCGUGAACUAUGGCAGUCUAGACGCUCCGCAACAAGCGCUGGCUUCCACGCACAGUGGUUACGAAGCCUCACGGAGGAUUUUGCUCUAUGCACUGUUCAAGCCAUGCGUGUCCUUGAUGAUCGCGUUAAGUACGGAGAGGUGGUGGACAUGGAAAGCUUCUUUCUGAACUUGGCGCUUGACACUGUCGGGCGGACCAUAUUCGGAUAUGAUUUUCGAGCCAGCGAACAGCCUCCUAACAGCCCCCAGUCGCCAAUUGUACGGGCAGUCUACCGUGUCUUGAAGGAGAGGACAGAGUACAGACAGGCUAACCUUGCCAACCUGCUGUUGAUGGGAGCUCCGGAUGCUUUGGUGGACCUGGCAGCUCCAAGCGUUGCAGAGUACAGGCAAAGCCUUCGCAGCAUCGAUGCUGUGCUCGACAAAGUCAUCAACGCAGCAUUGCAGGAGCAAAGGCUGACAGACGAAGCGGAGCUUCGGCGGCGCUCUGGCGGUACACUCCUUCAGUUCAUCAUAGACCUCUCAGGAAAGCAGGCCAGCAGAGAGCAGCUCCAGGAUGACCUACGAACGCUGCUCAUUGCGGGCCAUGAAACCGUGGCCAGCACGCUGACGUGGGCCAUAUACGAACUGGCGAAGAGUCCCAAAGCAAUGGCCAAGGCCAAGCAAGAGGUGCAGAAGGUAAUGGGCAGCCGCGACUCUCCCACGUAUCAGGACGUCAAGGACAUGAAGUACAUCAGGCUUGUCCUUACAGAGGCCCUGCGGCUGUUUCCAGCACCACCGGUGCUUGCCCGGAGCCCUCUCAAGUCCGUGACGCUGCCAAUGCCUGCUGGAGGCAACGUGACGUUGAGUAGAGGUUCGUUAUUGCUACUUCAGCUUACUCAACUCCAUCGACACCCUGGAAUUUAUGAGCGCCCCGACGAGUUUUGGCCCGAGCGUUGGGAGCAAGGCUUCAACUCCACCGGCGCUUAUCCCGUGCAAGGAUGGCGUGGCUAUGAUCCAGCAAGGGUCACUGGCCUGUAUCCCACAGCCGUGGCUACUGACUAUGCUUUCAUUGGUUUCGGAGGAGGUGAGUUUCAGUGUGUGGGGGACCAGUUUGCUAUGAUUGAAGGCACAGCUGUAAUGGCGAUGCUUCUGCAGAGGUACAAUUUCAAACUCGUCGAUAGCGAUUUGGAAGCAAUUGGCCUGGAUAUGGCUGCUACAAUUCACACAAAGCGCGGCCUGAUGAUGAGAGUUUCGAGGGCCACAGGUUGA